This is a messenger RNA of Doryrhamphus excisus (bluestripe pipefish), 963 nucleotides long. RefSeq names its product proteasome 20S subunit alpha 3 (gene psma3). Lineage: Eukaryota; Metazoa; Chordata; Actinopteri; Syngnathiformes; Syngnathidae. Gene Ontology annotation, biological process: ubiquitin-dependent protein catabolic process. Gene Ontology annotation, cellular component: proteasome core complex, alpha-subunit complex; proteasome core complex. The record is from RefSeq and is a predicted model, not a curated record.
AGCCAUUAUUGUGAAGGCGUAACCGGAAGCAAUCAUGUGACAUCUACUAGCCUAACAGCAGCGAUUUAAUGAGACGCUAACUCGACUGGUUUCCACUUUCACGUUGCUCCCGCAGUUCGAGUUAAAAUGAGUUCCAUUGGGACCGGGUACGACCUAUCAGCAUCCACCUUCUCUCCUGACGGUCGAGUGUUUCAAGUGGAAUACGCCAUCAAGGCUGUGGAAAACAGUAGCACAGCUAUCGGAAUCCGCUGUAAAGAUGGUGUGGUGUUUGGCGUGGAGAAGCUAGUGUUGUCCAAACUGUACGAGGAGGGCUCCAACAAACGCAUCUUCAACAUUGACAGACAUGUCGGCAUGGCAGUGGCAGGUCUCCUGGCGGACGCUCGCUCGUUAGCGGAAGUCGCCCGACAGGAAGCGUCUAACUUCAGGUCCAACUAUGGACACGACAUUCCUCUCAAGCACCUGUCGGAGCGCGUGGCCAUGUACGUGCACGCCUACACCUUGUACAGCGCCGUGCGACCGUUUGGCUGCAGCUUCAUCCUGGGAUCUUACGACAAAGAUGACGGCCCGCAGCUCUACAUGGUGGACCCCUCUGGCGUCUCCUACGGCUACUGGGGGUGUGCGAUUGGAAAAGCCAAACAAGCUGCCAAGACAGAAAUUGAAAAAUUGCAGAUGAGAGAGAUGACAUGCAGAGAGCUGGUCAAAGAGGUCGCCAAAAUAAUAUACAUCGUCCAUGACGAGGUGAAGGACAAAGCGUUUGAGUUGGAGCUCAGCUGGGUGGGAGAAAUCACAAAUGGACGGCAUGUGCUCGUGCCCAAAGACAUCAGAGAGGAAGCAGAAAAAUACGCCAAGGACGCACUUGAAGAGGAGGACGACUCUGAUGAGGACAACAUGUGAAGAUAUUUUUUUUUUCUUACAUUUUAAUGUUUGUUUUGCUUUUGAAAAUAAAAAAAAAAGUUGUUUCCA